UUCAAGUAGGUUUGCAAGUAGGAGGUCGGGCUUCCCCAUUAUGUGUACUAUAAAAAGAAACUAAGAUCUGUUGGAAGCACAUUCAGUCACAGCAAUACAUCAAUCAUGGCUGUAAUCCAAUCAUGUGUGUUGUUGAUAUGCACAAUUUGUUUUAUUGGCCGUUCGACGAUAGGUGUGCCAAUAGAGCAACCUGAAGAUAAACCAGAAACAGAUCUUACUAAAUCGACUUCUGAUGAUGCUUCCAAAACAUUUAUUUUUGGUGCGCACCAUUUGCCUCACCAUCAUCAUUUUGGUGGAGGUUUCGGUUUUGGUUCUGGUAGUGGUAGCAGUGCAUCAGCUUUGGGUGUUGGUUCUGGAAAUGGAUUUGGCACUGGAAGUGGUAGCGGAUUCGGUUCCGGCAGUGGCAGCGGUAAUGGAUUUGGGUCUGGUUAUGGUUCAGGUUCCAAUUUUGUACUGCCCAUAAGUGGCAAUUACGGUUCUGGCAGUGGAUACGGACAAGGAAGUUCGGGAUCGGGUAGUGGAUUUGGAGCUGGACAAGGAAAUGGUUACGGUGGUGGACAAGGUAGCGGUUUUGGAGUAGGAUCUGGUUUUGGAAGUGGUUCGGGAACCGGUGGAUCGUCAGGAAGUUUUGCUAAUGGAUUUGGUAGUGGACAUGGCCACGGUCAUGGAUAUGGAUUUGGGCAUGGUCAUGGACAUGGUGGAAAUGGCCACUUUGGACUUCACAAACCUCAUCCAUUCUUUGGACACUUUCACGGAAAUGUUGGUCAAAUCAACAAUGGUGGAGCAGGAUUUGGUGUUGGUGGAGGUUCAGGCUUUGGUGCCGGAAGUGGUUCUGGAUUUGGUUCUGGUAGCGGUUCUGGAUUUGGUUCCGGUAGUGGAUCUGGUGGCACUGGUACUGGACUUGGCGUUGGUAGCGGCGCCGGUAACGGCGCAGCCACUUCUUACGGAUAAACUCUAAAUUGUCAAUUUUGACCAAUGUUUUUGUUAUAAACAAAUAUACUAGUUUGAAAAUCAA
Molecule: messenger RNA, 1015 nt
Organism: Daktulosphaira vitifoliae (grape phylloxera)
Lineage: Eukaryota; Metazoa; Arthropoda; Insecta; Hemiptera; Phylloxeridae
Exons: 2
Coding region: 106-951 (281 amino acids)
Source: RefSeq, a predicted model, not a curated record